AUGCCCAUGCCUGAUGACCUGUGGGAGGCGCUCUCCCAAGACAUUCCCACCACGUCGGAUCCCUUCGUGAAGCAGUAUCUGACGGGCCGUGAGAGCCUCAUCGGCAAGGAGAAGGAGACGAGGUCAGAUGCGUCCUUUCGCAAAUCCCUGUCGCCAAUCGCCAGACGCGCCUGCGCCAUCGUCGACCGCAUCCGUGCCCAUGAGCAGGCCACCGUCUGGACGCCCAGCGUCGAGGAGCAGCUGGCCCAGGAGACCAAGCAGAGCAUCUUCCCGGGCAUGAUGUUCAUGAUGGCCAAGGACCGCAUGGAGAAGACCAACCUGUGGAAGAUUGUGCGCCGUAUGCCCAAGGGAUCUCUGCUGCAUGCACACAUGGACGCGAUGGUGGACUUUGACUUUAUUCUCGGCGAGCUUCUCAAGACCCCCGGCAUGCACAUGUCUAGCGACGUGCCUCUCACAACGGAUGAGUCCAGAGAGAACUCAGUUGUGCGUUUUAGAUUCAGGGCCAAGGAAAGGGUAGACGGGUCGAUAUGGGAUGAGAGCUACGAGCCGGGUUCGUUUCUGCUGCUCACCAAGGUGGCUGACGAGUUCCCCGAGGGUGGCCGGCCGGGGUUCUUGAAGUGGCUCAAGAGCCGGUGUACGCUCUCACUUAUCGACAGCCACGAGCAGCACCACGGCAUCGACGCCAUAUGGGACAAGUUUGCCAAGUGCUUCGUCGUUGUUGCGACCAUGAUACACUACGAGCCCAUGUUCCGCGCCUUUUUGCGGCGCUUGAUGGGGCUUCUCAAGGCUGACGGGGUCAACUGGGCCGAACUUCGAUUCACAUGGCCACUCGACUAUUGCCGUGACCGUAGGGAGGAACCGGAGACGGACUACAGCCACAUGUGCAAGGUCAUUCUAGAGGAAGUUGCCAAGUUUAAAGCCUCCGAAGAAGGCAAGGGUUUCUGGGGCCUCACGCUCAUCUGGACGACUCUCCGGAGCUUUGGGACUCGGCGCAUAAUUGAGAACAUGGAUCACUGCAUCACGACUAAGAUGGAGUUUCCUAACCUCAUAGCAGGAUACGACGUCGUCGGACCCGAGGAUCUCGGUAAGCCGCUGGUAAACCUACUACCCGAACUGUUCUGGUUCCGAAAGCAGUGUGCGCAGGAGGGCGUCAAUCUGCCGUUUUACUUCCACGCAGGUGAAACGCUCGGUGAUGGCUCCAGCACAGACAACAACCUAUUUGAUGCCAUAUUGUUAGGCACUCGCCGCAUAGGCCAUGGAUUCAGUCUAUAUAAGCACCCUCUUCUCAUUGAUAUGGUCAAGGACAAGCGUAUCCUUAUCGAAUCAUGCCCCAUCUCCAACGAAGUCCUCCGGCUUUGCGGAUCUAUUACCGCCCACCCACUGCCGGCCCUCCUUGCCCGCGGAGUCCCGUGCAGUCUCUGCAACGAUGACCCGGCAAUGCUGGGCCAAAACACGGCGGGCAUGUCCCACGACUUUUGGCAGGCUCUUCAAGGCUGGGACAACUUGGGCUUGGCUGGGCUUGGCAGCUUGGCCGAAAAUAGCGUUCGGUGGUCAACGUUUGAGGACCAAGACCAGGAGCAGUGGGUUAAGGGGAUUCAAGAGGCGAGCCUCGGAAGCGGUGUAAAAGCGGAUAGACUUAAGCAGUGGAGGGUGGACUGGGAAGCUUUCUGUUUGUGGAUUGUGACUGAGUUUGGCGAUGAGUUUGACCCUGAGACAGAGGCAUAG
Molecule: messenger RNA, 1725 nt
Organism: Trichoderma harzianum CBS 226.95
Lineage: Eukaryota; Fungi; Ascomycota; Sordariomycetes; Hypocreales; Hypocreaceae
Exons: 2
Coding region: 1-1725 (574 amino acids)
Biological process (GO): inosine biosynthetic process; adenosine catabolic process
Molecular function (GO): adenosine deaminase activity
Source: RefSeq, a predicted model, not a curated record